Macrosteles quadrilineatus (aster leafhopper) is the source of this 5900-nucleotide messenger RNA. Its product is annotated as voltage-dependent calcium channel subunit alpha-2/delta-3-like. The record is from RefSeq and is a predicted model, not a curated record. The coding region runs from base 62 to 3943 and encodes 1293 amino acids. Gene Ontology annotation, molecular function: voltage-gated calcium channel activity. The transcript is spliced from 32 exons. Lineage: Eukaryota; Metazoa; Arthropoda; Insecta; Hemiptera; Cicadellidae. Gene Ontology annotation, cellular component: voltage-gated calcium channel complex.
AGCAACCACUGCGCUAGCAGACGACAGAGAGCUGAUUAAAUGUGUUCAUGUUCGGCGAAAAAUGAGAACUAACUUUUGUUAUACUGUUGUGCUUGGUCAGUUAUUGUUUGUUUCAUUUACACAACAACAGGAUAGCAGAGAUAAGGAAGAAAUAAAACCCCAAAUAGUUGAAGGCUGGGCGGGAAGGCUCGCAGGGGAGCUUUGGAACCUUGGUGACUAUGUUACAAGAAGAGAUGAUGUUAGAAAGAGCUUUAAAGACGCCAAAGUGGAGUCCCGAGAAGGGUCUAGGAUUGUCAGUGAGCUAGUGAGGGAAAUGGAAAAUAUGAUGAGUCAUAAAGUGGAAGCAGUUAAGCGUAUAGUGGACACAGCAGAAAAUGCAGCAGUAGAUUCCAACCCCGAUGAGCCAGUGCCCAACUCAUACGAGUAUUACAGUGCCAAAUUGCUACGUCCGCCCGGACAACUCAACCUGAGCGGAGACGACCCCAAGGGCACGCGAGAACUUCUGCUUACUCCUGACACACAUUUCUAUGACUUUCCUGUCAACACUAACGUCAGCUCAGUUCAUGUGCCAACCAACGUUUACGAUAGAGCUCAAGAAGUAAUUUAUGCUAUCAAAUGGUCAGAACGUUUGGAGUUAACGUUCAAGGACAACUAUAAGAGAGAUCCCAGUUUAUCGUGGCAAUAUUUUGGCAGCUCAACCGGCUUCAUGCGUCAAUUCCCAGCCACGGGUUGGUCGGUGGACCCAGUGGACUUAUACGAUUGUCGCACAAGAGCUUGGUACAUUGAGGCAGCUACGAGCCCAAAGGACGUGCUGAUCCUGGUGGACAACUCAGGCUCGAUGAUGGGUCAGCGGAAAGAGAUUGCGAGACACGUGGUGAACAGUAUUCUGGAUACACUAGGCAACAACGACUUUGUCAACAUCAUGUCCUUCGUCAACGACACAAAGGAAGUGGUGGAGUGCUAUAAGGACAUGCUCGUACAGGCAAACUUAGAGAACAUCCGAGAACUUAAAAUGGGUAUGAGAGAGAUGGGGAAUGCUCAAUACAUUGCAAACUUCAGCACAGCACUUACUACUGCCUUUGAUAUUCUGCAACAAUAUCGUGAGAACCGCAUGGGCGCUGCUUGUAACCAAGCCAUCAUGCUGAUCACGGACGGUGUGCCUUAUAAUUACAAGGAGAUCUUUGAGUUGUACAACUGGAGGAAUCUGCCGUACAUGCCUGUGCGAGUGUUCACCUACCUGUUGGGCAAGGAGGUGGCUGACGUACGGGAGGUGAAGUGGAUGGCCUGUGCCAACAGAGGCUACUAUGUACAUCUCAGCACUCUAGCCGAGGUGAGAGAGCAAGUACUACAGUAUGUACCUGUGAUGGCUCGACCCAUGGUGCUACAUAGAGACAUCCAUCCUGUCAUAUGGACAUCAGUCUACGCUGACAUCACUGAUCCAUCAAUGACUGAUUACCUUUGGGAACAAGAAGAAUGCAAGGAACAAAAGCAAAGGUCCAUGAAUUUCAGGAAAGAUCGCCAAAGAUUUAUGGAGCCUGAUGAACAAGAAAGACGCAACAUCAAAAAGCUGAGGAGGAUCCAAGAUCAAGCACCAGGAGAUACAAAAAAGUACAGGUUUAUGACAUCCGUAUCAAUGCCUGUGUUUGACAGGAGGGAAACCGCGAAUGUUAAAAUUGGCAGAGAUUGCAGUGAACACGACCCAACCUGUCCUAAGCCUACACAGAUGAAGGUAGCCUAUUUGUUAGGAGUAGCUGGUACGGACAUUCCAAUUGAAGAAAUCAACUCAUUGCUCGCUCCUCACUGGCUGGGGGUCAAUGCUUAUGCAUUCAUUGUGACCAAUAAUGGUUACAUUCUGGUGCAUCCAGACUGGCGACCAGUGUUUCAAGGGAUCUUAAAACCCAACUACAAUGCUAUUGACAUGACCGAUGUUGAACUGAUGGACGAUGGUCGAGAUCCUUUGGAUUUCAACGAAAAAUUGUUAGAGUUCCGCAGAAAGCUAGUUAGGGGAAACACCACUGGCUCAAUAUCUCUCCCCAUGAAACAGCAUUUGGAUGGAUUGAGACGAGUGAUGAGAGGUAUGCGGUACUAUUACUAUAAGCCUAUCCAGGAGAGGCCAGGCAAAUAUCCGCUAACUCUGGUCGUCAGUCUACCAGAACAUUACGGUAGAUACCAGGUGGACGGUAUAGUGGAGACUCAUCUACUCAAGCAGAGCAAAGGAAAGCUGAACUUUUUUGAAGGGAAGAAUUGGAAAGUCCAUCCUGACUGGUUUUACUGCAGAUACCGGAUGGAUACGGAGGAAACUCCAACAUUUAACAGCCCAGAGGAGGAAGUCGAGCAUUUUUUUGCAAAAACACAAUCAGCCGGGUGGAAUUGGCCCCCGCGGUAUCCCCCAGAACCUUUCCUAUCUAAUGCAAGUGUGCCAACAAAAAGUGAUAAGCCUGGGACUAAGAUCAAACCGUAUUUUUGUGACCGAACCCUUUUCCUUUCCUUGGUGUUUGACGCCAAAGUUACAGCUUGGUUCAACAAAAACGUGAGUGCUGCCUCAGCCGAAGACAAGGGGCCCAUUGCAAAGCUGAUGGUUUUGCUAUCAAGAAAGGAGUUCAAGCAGCGUUUUGGGCUAACUUUGGUUUUUCUGGCGACCCGGAGUGGACUCACCCGAUGGCAGGAUUUCCCGGAUGUUCCUGGAAAAGACGAUCAACCUUCCGGACCGCACUUUAAAGACACCCAUGUUCGUGCGAUUGAUGAGGUCUGGUACAGACGAGCAGUGGAGCAAAACUAUGAUGAUCCUGACAGAUUCAUCUACACUGUCCCCUUCAACAGUGGUAUUUUAGGCUCGGAAAACCUGAUCAAGAAUGAAAUACUGGUGACAGCAGCCAACGCCAUCUUUGCUGAGAACGGAGAUAAAAGGGCACCAGCGGCCGUGGUCGGGUUUCAGUUCCAACAUUCCGCACUUCACAACCUCUUUAUGAACAUCACACGUAGUUGUCCGACAAGUAUGGGAGACUGCCGACACUCCCAAACCUGUGCGAGCGACAGUUUUGAGUGUUUCGUCCUCGACAGCAACGCCUACGUGAUACUGUCGGAAAACAAAGAACACACUGGCUACUUCUUUGGAGAGAUCCACCCAUUCGUCAUGGAACAGCUAGUUGCCGAGAAUGUUUACCGUAGAGUCCACAUCUACGAUUAUCAAGGUGUCUGCUUUGCCACUCAACCCGAGAAAAGUGAUUCUGUUGGUUUGAAAAAUCCCCUGCACUAUAUCAGCUGGUUGGGUAACUGGAUUGUGGCGAAUGUGGUCUGGUUUCUGUUUGAGUUUAACUUCCAGUGGAUCGGAACUCUGGGAUUUUCUUUCCCCCCAGAGGUUUCUGAUGAGGAGUACAUCACAGAAGGAGAGGAGGAAGAGGGAGAUGACGUAGAACCUACAAUGUCCAUGCCUUCAGGCGAGAGCAACAUUAAGGAUGUUUUUGGCAAGGUAAUGAUCAACCGUACCCGGCCGGCACCUUGCACCAUGGAGGUAGACCUGUACCAGCUGGUUUCCGAGAGAGAGAGAGCCAAGUCAGAGAGGGAGAGAGAAAGAGGGAGAGCAUCUAGAGGUCAACCUAAGGAGAGGGACGUCUGUAGCCCUCCGUUUGUUGUUCAGAGUAUCCCGUCCAGUGAUCUGAUGUUGUUGGUGGUCAACGCCAACUGUCCAACUCAUUCUUCUGUGUUCUCUAUGAACGUGAUUCCCAGCGAGGUCAAUUACAACGGCACAACACUCAACUGCCAGAAGAUCAAGUUCAAACACAACAUGGACCGUCGGCGGCCACCGUCCUGCAUCAAGGAACAUGAGAAGGAGGAAGACAUCAAGCUUUGCGGACGAGGUGGGAGAUUGACUUCCAACAACUCAUUGGAAUGGUUGUGCCUAAUAGUUCUCUAUUUAAUAACUCUAGCGCUUAAAUCAAGUUAAUACCAAGCUAAUUCCUAUGUUUCAAACAUGACUGUGAUAUAAAAUUUUACCGCAUUCCAGCAUUUCGAUUAGUGCAAUUGUGAAGCAUUCCGGGCUGUCGGAUUGCUAAUAUUGAACAUGUAAGUAUUGAAUUUAUCAAUAUUGUACAAAGGGAUUUUUGUUUCCUACUUUACGUUUUCCAACUGAUUUUAAUGUAGGGAAACCCAGGUUAAAAGGAAAUUCCCCUACAAUAUAUUAAGGAGAACCCUCAAAAGGUAUUUAAACCACUCUCAAACUUUAUAAGUAAUAUGUUUAGUUUAGGUUAAGUUUCUUUAUGAUUUUCCUAUAACUUAAUCACAACACAAUUACAUAAUAGUUGAUUCUCCAACUAAUGAUAAAAAGUUGGUAGCAGCCAGUCAAACUGUUUUCUAUCCUACAGUAAAACUUGAAUAGUGGAUCCUUGUACUAGAUUGGUUAUACAAUCAAACUGUUCAAAAUAGCUCUCCAUCAAAAGGUUCUAAACACAGCUAAUUUUUUACUCUUUAGGUGUUAGAGUUUUAAUACUAGUCCUCAUGUAUUUUUUUAUAUAUUACAUGUGAGUGCAAAAAACUUAAAAUAUCCUAUUUUGUCUUUUAUAAUCUCUUGAAUUUUAUUAUUUUGUUCAUUCUGAGAAAAGAAAAUUGACAAUUAUAUAUUCCCUAACAACCUGACAGCCCUUUAAAUUUUAAAAUUAAUUUUGUAAGCCCUUACCACUCUCAUAUUAAGGGUCUAUGCCCUAGGUUUAAUUUAUUAUGCAGGUCAUUAAUCCUACCAGUAUUUUAACUUCCACACUAAUAGUAAAAAAUAAAUAGUAAAAUUUCAAAAAACAAUUUUAAUUUUUUUAUUCAUUUUUUUAAGCCGACAUGUGAUACGAUUGGGAAACGGCAGAUGUCGGCUCGCGGCGAGAUGAGAGUGGUAAGGGUUUAGAAGCAAUCGAUUAAAAUGUGUAACUUGCUCCUACACAAAUUUAGUUCAUAAACUUUUAAUAAUUAAUCUCUUGUUAUCGUUUAGAUGUUAGUUAUUUUGUAGGAUCUCCAAAUGGCAUUGAUUGUCAAAAUGUUGGGUUUCAUCUUAAAUAAUAAGUUUUAGAGUAAGAUAAUGAUUGAAAUUCCUGUACAUAAUUCAUGAUAUAAAUAGACAAUGAAUUGAGGCUAACUUAGUUAAUUUCAUAGUGCAAAACUUGUACGUUUCUCAAGGAUGUUUGGUUUUUAAGAACAUGAAUACUCUGAAGUGUUUUUAUAUUAUAAAUAUAUAAUCAUAUCCUCUUAUGGAUGCCAUGUUAGUAUAAAGUCAUCUUUCCAAUACUCUGUCCUAGUUUCAUAUUUGUUAAGAAGUAUUUUAUUUUCUAUUACUGUGGAUUAUGUUGUAUCAUUUUUUCAGCUUAUACUAAAACUAUUUUAUUGAUAAACCUUUUUAUUUUGUGAUGUGCCUAUAAAAUAUAUUUAAAAUCUUUCAAGAUUUGUAUGAUACAUUCCAAUCAUAAUGUAAGUGUGAAUUAUGUUAUCUAUGAUGCUGAACGUUUGUUACCAUUAUUGUUAUUUUAUUCAUUUUACAUGAACUUGUUGUUAUCACUUUUUAAUCAAAUUGUACAGUUUAUACUAUACACUAAAAAUAUCCAGUAAGCUGUUUCCUUAAGAUUUAAAAAUAUCUUUCUACCACAACUUGGGUGCUUUAUGAAUAAAAUUUGUAACUUUUAACUCUUAAAAUGGCAGUGUUAUUGUUUGUGUGUGUUUGUUUAUAUUUUACUAAUGUUAUCGUGUUGGUUUACCUGUGAUUUUAAGCUAGCUGAUUUUAAAAUGUUCACUUGUAUAUUAUUGUUACCUCAAGACUGCCACUCCUACGAUCACAAAGCUUUGUAAAUUAUUUGCUUUGUAUUAUACACGUUCUGUACAUUUUUAUGUUCAUAAAUAAAAUAUAUUGGUUGUGCCUUUUGCCAUUA